This is a messenger RNA of Drosophila miranda, 626 nucleotides long. RefSeq names its product COP9 signalosome complex subunit 7-like. The record is from RefSeq and is a predicted model, not a curated record. Gene Ontology annotation, biological process: COP9 signalosome assembly. NCBI's taxonomy places the organism in Eukaryota, Metazoa, Arthropoda, Insecta, Diptera, Drosophilidae. The coding region runs from base 1 to 576 and encodes 191 amino acids. The transcript is spliced from 4 exons. Gene Ontology annotation, cellular component: COP9 signalosome.
AUGCCUCAGAGUGCAUUUGCCGGAUUACGUCCCCUGGAGUGGUAUUUGGCAAUAGAGUUGACCAACAGAAACAGUAAUUUGACAAAGCUAAUCGCUACACUAGACGGGACUACUUAUAUAUGCGACGGAAAAGCCGAGGAAAACUUAUUAAAUUUCCGUUUUUAUGUUCCGUUUUCAGACAUUAUUCAUGGCAAACUGUUCCAGAACACACGCAUUCUUGAGGUGGAGUACGCCCAGGGUCGGGACAUACCACCCGGCAACACUGGCAAGAUUGUCGAGAUUCUCCAGGCCUGGUUCAACUCCUGCGACGGCGUCUCCAGCUGCAUUGAAAACCAGAUUAAGUACGCCAAUUCCGAGAAAUCCAAGCGACUGUUCAACAAGGAUCGUGUAGAGCAAGAUCUGAUUAAUUUGAAGAAAAUGCUGAAGAGUCAGGCCUUGGACAGUGAUGAGAACAUGCAGAUCGACACCCAUGGACCCAGCGGCAGCGGCGGCUUGAGUUUGGCGGACCUUCGCAAGAAGCCCUCCAAGAUGAAGGCCCAGCGAAAUACUGGAGUUGGUCUGAAGUUCAGCAUGUGAGUGCAGGCCAGCCGAGGGGGUGUUUGUGUGGACUCGGAGCUAAGCCUUGG